AUGGCAUCUACUCAUCAGAAGAUAUGGUGGUCGACAGUGCUCCUUUUCGGGCUUUCAAACUUACAACAUGGCACUCUUGGGGAUCCACAAGUACCGUGUUACUUCAUAUUAGGCGAUUCAUUGUCGGACAGUGGCAACAACAAUGCCCUUUCUACACUUGCAAAAGUCAAUUACCUGCCAUAUGGAAUUGACUUCCCUCAAGGUCCUACUGGAAGAUUCUGCAAUGGUCGAACAGUUGUCGAUGUUAUAGCUGAACUCCUGGGUUUCAACAGUUUCGUCCCACCCUUUGCAACAGCAGAAGGUGAGGUCAUACUCAAAGGUGUGAACUAUGCAUCUGGUGGAUCAGGCAUCCGCGACGAAAGUGGUCAAAACCUGGGUGACAGGAUUUCCAUGAAUGAACAGCUGGAAAAUUACCAAACGACAGUCUCUCAAAUCAACGACAUACUAGGAAGUGACACUGCUGCUGCAACGCACCUAAAUAAGUGCCUAUUUACAGUUGGAAUUGGCAGCAACGAUUAUAUUAAUAACUACUUAAUGCCAGAUUUGUACCCAACAAGUCGCCUGUAUACCCCAGAUCAAUAUGCUGAAGCAUUGAUCGAACAAUAUUCUCAGCAGUUGAAGACAUUAUACGGGUAUGGAGCCAGGAAGUUGGCACUUUUUGGACUAGGUCUAAUAGGUUGCGCUCCUGCUGAAUUGGCUUCUUUUGGGCCAAGUCCUGGCUCGAAUUGUGUUGAUGCGAUCAAUGAUGCAGUCAGACUUUUUAACACCGGACUUGUAUCGCUGAUAGAUGAUCUCAAUAAAAAUUUUACCGACGCAAAGUUUACCUAUAUAAAUUUCUAUGAAAUUGGAUCGACCAAUCUGACAGCUUUUGGUUUCAAAGUUACAAACAUGGGGUGUUGCGGUGGGCAGAAUGCAUGUCUUCGUUCAUCAACUCCAUGCCAGAAUAGGUCGGAGUACGCCUUCUGGGACCAGUUCCACUCAACUGAAGCUGUAAAUCUCAUCUUUGGUCAAAGAGCAUACAAGUCGCAGACUCCAUCUGAUGCGUACCCAAUUGAUAUCAGCACCCUAGCUCAGCUCUAAUGAGGGAGAAAAUGCCUAUUACAUUAGAAUUAUCACUAUGGCAUACUUUAAUUCUAAUAAACUUCACCUGUGAAAGUCUAUGGCCUGUGUUGUGGCUUCAUUUCUUAGA
Messenger RNA from Vitis riparia (riverbank grape), 1189 nucleotides. Its product is annotated as GDSL esterase/lipase At1g29670-like. The record is from RefSeq and is a predicted model, not a curated record. Gene Ontology annotation, molecular function: hydrolase activity, acting on ester bonds. The transcript is spliced from 5 exons. Bases 1 to 1080 code for a protein of 359 amino acids. NCBI's taxonomy places the organism in Eukaryota, Viridiplantae, Streptophyta, Magnoliopsida, Vitales, Vitaceae.